AUGUCUUUUAAUCCUUUCCCCAUACCCGCCAAUGACUGUAUUCCAACCAUGGCGUCUGCUGAGCAAACAGAGCUGUAUGAAUCACAAUUUACCGGCGUACUUUGUGGAUAUCUGAAUAAUCAAACAAUUGGUGAUCUUUUAAAGAUUUAUUCCUUCUCAAACAAGCAAAUCCCAAUUGGUAAAAUCAGCUUUUUAGGUAGUUUCUUUCAGAAAAUCACAGCCAAAAACAUUAGUCUGGAUGUCGUAAUCUUAUGCAGAGACUUGGAAAGCCAAAACUACCUUCUUACAAUUCUCCAAGCAAUCAGCCUCAAUUGUGGUCAUCUGACCUCCUACACUGACAGAAGAGAAACAUACGGCGUCAUAGUCAAGAUCCGUAAAGCAAACAAACCAGUCACCCCCAUCAAACAAGCAACCCUUGUGGAUCUAGUCUUGGUGUACGAUUCUGCCGUAUGUGUCCAAAAUCGCGUCUUGAAGCAAUUUAAAGGUAUCGACUAUGAGCGCCCUCUCAUUGCUUAUAUUACUACCGUCGAUUCUGCUGAUAUUCGAUGCUACCAUAAUCCCACCGCGCACAAGCAGUACAGCUGGAUCACAAAGUAUAAAAACGUUCAGGACGCUCAAAAAAUUUUUCAUCAGGGCAAUCGUCGUGCAGAACGCCAGCAUUUCUUUGCUUGGAAUGACUAUGUAGCUACUGAGGUUGCAGAAUGGGUGGCAUUGAAGCAGAACGUCCCCUACCAAUUCUUCCGACCAGGCAAGAACCACCCGGCACUCAAGGCAUACCGUAGUUGGGGUGGUGGUCAGCCAUUGAGUAAUACUCCCUGCAAACCCAAUACUACACCUGUCCUUGCCAAUGCUCCCAAAGCACCCAAAGCCCCCAAAGCCCCCAAAGCCCCCAAAGCUCCCAGUGCAGCCAACGCUUCCAAUGCUCGUGCUGCUACCGUUAGUCCUGGUGCCGCGACAAAUAGCAAGAAGAAACAAAAGAUGAAGGAGGGAGUGCAACAGAAAGCUGCUGCGCCUUCUUCCUCAUCCAAUGUUGCUGGCUUGCCUGCUGUUGCUUCCAUCAGUGCCGCUCGCUCAGGUCAACCAUCCGUUCAACCCCCCUUUUCGCCAUCAUCAUCACCCACUCCUAUGCAGAUUGAUCCUGUGCCAUCAGUUACUUCUGCCUUUGCUGAUGUAGAAGAUGCUGCAAAUGCUUUGUUAAGUAACGCUGAUAGCACUGAUCAAAUCGCACAAAACCUUGAUUAUGUCUCAUUGACAUCUCUCCGUCAGACUCAGGAUGCUUCUAGUGGUGGAAAGCGCACAAGUGAACAGGUAUCGUCAGUUGAGGUAUCAACCCCCACAAAGAAAACAAAGCUUGACGCCAAUAGUUUCGUGCCAGUCUUUGAUUUCAAUUCUAUACUUGAUGAAGCUAUGCAAAAGUUCGAAGAGCAAAUGAACAGCCUUAAUACUAAGAUCUAA
Molecule: messenger RNA, 1455 nt
Organism: Mucor velutinosus
Lineage: Eukaryota; Fungi; Mucoromycota; Mucoromycetes; Mucorales; Mucoraceae
Exons: 4
Coding region: 1-1455 (484 amino acids)
Source: RefSeq, a predicted model, not a curated record